CGGGAAGGAGCCGGAGCGGGGCGCCGCCGGCCAUGCUGAUCACGCUGUGCUACCUGUACCUCUGGGCGCGCUGGGGGGCCGGCUGGGCCGGGCUCAUCCGACGCACCGUGCGCCGGCUGCACCGCGCGCGCUGCGCCUUCGUCUUCGGCUGCUGCCGCGGCGGCCGGGGCGGCGCGGGCUGCCCCCCUCCCCGGCGGCGGCGGCGCAGGCAGGGGUCGCCCGGGCUGGGCGAGGAGCCCGUCUGCCUCCGGCUGGGGGACAAGGUCUUCUUCACUGAGGAGACCCCGCAGUCCCUUGAUGAUUUAAACAAAUGGACUCUACUUCUCGUAUCUCCUUUUAUUUAUUCUGAUAAAAUACUUGAUGCAGAACAUAUAGCAUUUGUGACUGAAAGUGUUUCUGCCCAGGCAGAUGAUUUACAGACUAUAUCUAGUUCCUCAAAAAAGGUUAUAAAGUGGUCAGACUGUUGUUCACCUUUGGCCUAUAAACCCGGAGAACCUUAUAAAUUAAUUGCUGAAGCAAGUGUGGAUAACUUCAGUAACCUUGGAAUAGCAUUCAUGGAAGACAGACUUCAAAUGGAUAAUGGAAUGGUGCCACGGAAGAUUGUUUCUAUCCAUUUACAGGAAUCUGCUCUAAAGGAGCUCGAGCGGAUGGCUGCAUCUACAGAAGAGAAGAAUAGCACUAAUAGCAUACACAUGGAUGAAUUGACCCCUGCUCCUCCAUUUGCAGCUGCAACUAAACAAGGAUCAGCGUCAACUGAUUCUACAGGAGGUGGUGACCAGGAGGUGAGAGAAGAGAAAUCCAGGCUGGAGAAAAGAAGUGUCUCUCAUGAUGAGCCUAAUAACCUAUCUGAAAGGGAGACAAGUACUGGUAAACAUCACCACCUGCACCUUUCCAGCUGCCAUGAAUGCUUUGAACUUGAAAACAGCACCAUUGAGUCAGUCAGAUAUGCUUCAUCAGAAAACAUUCCAGAACUUCCUGAUGAUUGCAGUGCUAGCGUGGAAGAAGUUACCGAUGGCUGUCUGGCAAGAGAACUAAGAAGGAUAAACCUCCCUGGGAAGACUCCCAAUGUUUUAAUUUAUGUGGGCUCUGACCCUAUGAAAAUCAAAUUUGAGAAGAUAAAAUCAGUGCUCAAGGAAUGCAUUCAUACAGACAGCUACACCAUCUACCAGCUGGUAGAGGAACAAAUUCUGAAAGCUCCCUGGCUUGAUAACUCGUUGUUGUUGGUUAUUGCCACAGAGGAACCCAUUUCUAAGGACAAUCACAAACAGUUCCUGACCUACUUGUCAAGAGGUGGGAAGAUUUUAGGACUUUCUGCCUCUUUUACAUUUGGCAGUAUACAGAUAAGGAGCAAAAGUGAACUGAAGAAGACCAUCCAAGAAUUAGUGUUCUAUAAAGCAGAUAACAGUGAAGUUAAAUUAAACCUUCUGACCAGUGGCAGUGUUUUUGAGCAAGAGGCUAAAGAAAAUCGGAGCCAAGUGAAGUCGUUGAGUCAUUUAAGUAAUACAGAUAAAGAUAUGAUCAUUGUUCAUCUGCCAUAUGGAGAUUGUGGAGGAGAAGCCAUUCUGUGUCAGAUAUACUUGGAAAUGGAUAUUGCCUCUCUGACUACCCAAACCCAAGAAGAUUUUAAUUUACUCAAAAUGAGCAAUGCCAAGAGAUAUGAAGUUCUUAAGGAGAUCCUGACCUUGCUUGGCCUGAAUUGUGAAUUAAGCGAAGUUCCUUCACUAACUCCUAUUUAUUUGCUUGCUUCUGAUGAGGAAAAUCGUAUUGCUUUUCUGAAGUGGCUUGGAAAAAAAAUAGAUGUUGAAGGAUUAAUAAAAUCCAGCAAAAUGACCCUUAAGUUUGUCUCGUCUUACAAGCCGGAAAUUGAGAUAAUGCCAUCUCUCAUACCAGUUGUCACUGUGGGAGGCUUCUCAUCUGAACACUUCAGCCUGCAGACAUAUCAACAGAAUCUGCAAACAAAGAAGCUUGGCAAGAUUGUUCUGUUUGCUGAAGUCACAUCAACAACAAUGAAUCUUCUUGAUGGGUUCUGUAACCAGAGGAUGGCCACUCUAUCAAGGGAGGCUAGGUAUUGUAGAUUGCCCUCCAGAUAUGAGGUUGGGGACAGUCUUCCACCAUAUGAGGAGUUGUCUGCAAUGCUGGGAGGAAACCAGCACAGCGUGGUGCAUGGUUGUGGCAAUUCUGGUCGAGCCAGAGAAUAGCCUGUUGAGCCUGUGAUCAAGUGAUCAAGGCAGCAGGUGUACGAUGGACUCCUGACUUUACUUAAUGAGUUAGACUCUUUCCCACCAAUGCCUCCAGUCUGUAAGGAUAUAUCUUUCAGCUCCGUAGCAAUGCUAAUCGUUCGUGUGUGGAAAUGGGCCAGUAGCCCUCUUGUCCAAGAGUGUGUGAGCUGCUGUAAAGGAGGAGUGUUGAGCCAUCAGGUGGGGUGUUGGAUCCCAGACCAAAGGGGUAGAAUUCUUCCCUUAAAUACAAGCAGACCUUUGAGUUAGUACUGGAAGCAAUAAUGGAAUGGCUGUAGCACUGAGAUAUGAAACAAGACGAGCCACAUUGUUUGUGAGGACAGUGAAUAACCUUAGAUUUUCAGGUAAUCCUGAACUCAUAGCGUUGACCAAGGAGGAUUUAAGAGAAUAACUGAUGAGGGAGAUUGGGAAAACAGAAUGUUUGACCCACAUGAGUAUCGUCAAUUUAAUCAACUACUCAUAUGCUUAAGUGUCUACAGAACUGGAUCUACAGGACUUUUCUUCGCAAUGAUGCUAUUUGAGAUGUUGGCUUUCAGAUGAGAUGUAGAACAGAAGUCCUCAUCAUUAAAUAGUGUUUUGUUGGAGAAGGGUGUCCUCCCCAAUUCUAGUAUGGGCAAUUAAAUUCUGCCUACUGGAAGCUGCCUUCUUAAUUAGCUACGGUAUAAGUUUUGAAGAGUGUGGCUGGUAUUAUUGUGGCUGCAUUGUUGUGGUCGGUGAUAUAUUCCUUAUACAUACGCAGCUUGCAAUUCAGUGAAGCGCUUUGAGGCUUUAAAAGCCAGCCAUUCACAAGUGUCUAUUCAAAAACUAUUCUGGUGUCUUUAAUUGAAAACAUAAUCUAAACAAAUCAAGUGUAUAUUGUACUUAGCACAGAUUCCCAAUGAGUCAUUAUGAAGUCAGUAGAACAUGUAGUGUAUUACUUUCUUUUAGCCAUCAGUCCUAAGUAAAACAAAAACAAAACCAAAAAAACAGUUCCUGGAAGCAGGUUUUAUUGGAGGUCCAGGCCAAAGGGAAAUCUCAGAAAAAAGCAUCUCCUUGCUUGCAAUAAAAAAAAAAAAAAAAGUAGCCAUGGAAAACCCUGAUAAAGCUAAGAGUUCCAUUAAAAAUAGUGUGUGUUUCAUUUCAGGCUUGCAUAAACAGACAAGUUUUAUAACUGCAGAUACUGGUUUUCGGCACUUUCAAGAAACUUUAUCCGAUGAAAGCUCUUGAUUUUUUUUGUCAUGAUCUAACGAAUGCUUUGCACAAGUAUUUCAACUUGCCUUUAUUUCAAUGAUUAUACUUCUACGUAAUACUAUUUGCGGCCUGAGUUCUUUAGCUGUGCAACAAAUGCAGAAAGGUGUCUAUCCUUAGAAUAAAUGUUUCAAACUCUAGAAAUGAUAGCUCUUAAAAUUUGUUAAAUCUAAGUAGACUGAAAAGGUGAUAUAGAAGUCACUUCAUAGGCAUUAAACUAUGAUGAAUUAAUAAAUAUGACAAAUUGUUAAUAUAAUGUUGAUCACAAGUAUGCCAUUGAAGUUCCAGAAUGUAAGAUGAUUUGAGGUUUUCCUUUACCUUUUCCACAAGUUGAACCUUAGUUUUUCUUCCUUCUCACUCCUCUGAACCUACAUAUCCACCAAAAAUUAAGACAUAGAAGGAGAAAGUAGGCUGGAACUAAUUUAAUGGCUGAGUGACCUCACAGUAGAGAAACAGCCGGAGCCUAAUAGAGGUCUUUGUCUACAUUUCCACCCUGGCUGGUAACGUGCCAGUCAAAAGUCAAGCAAAAGAAACAGGUGGAAACUAUUAGACCUGUCAUAAAGUUUGAAAAAUUGAUUCUGGAGUUUAAGUGAAUAGAUUGAACUUGACAGUGUUGUCCUAAAGAUUCUAAGGGAAAAAUCUGUAGUUUAAUUUGAAAUCCCCUGAUUAUUCAUUAGCUCUCCAGAUGGCUUGUAUUGAUGUUUUACAUAUAUUAAUAUACACACUGUAUUAUCGUUGGCAUAAAUUUAAAUGUACUAUAGUAACACACAAAGUGUGCAUACACCUUUAAGUACCUUAAAUUGAAGGGUAUUAGACUAAUUGUAAAAUAAAGAUUUGUUUAGAUAUUUAGACUAAUCAGUAAUGCUUUUAUAGUUUUACAUUAGAUGUUACUGAAUCCUUUGAAAAUAUUUAAAUUUUUUUUACUAUUUUUUUCAUUAUUUAUUAAAUUAAAAUUUAUAAUGAUCAUCAGUACUGCAAUUUAAGUCCCAUUCCAGAGUUUUUGUCUGUCAGUCAAGAAGAUCCAUCACCGAGUCACCCAAACAGGUUAUCCUUUUCACUACCAGGCCCCACUAGCAUGUGUGGGAUUGUAUGAUUUAGCAUGGGCUCAUUAUUUUUAAGGAUGCAGCUGGAAUAGUGAUACAAGUAAUGUACUGUAGGGACAUAUUUGUCAGGCCUGGGGCACUCAAGAAAUGAUAAAGAAAUAGGUCUAGCACACUUUUAUUGACUGGAGUAGUUUGGUCAAAAAAAGUUAGAAUAUUAAUUAGGCAUAUGUGGUGAACUUACAGUUUUAUUCUUUAAAAUGUUAUAGUUGCUAUCAGUAAUGUUUUAUGUUGUAGAAGGGUUGGUUUUCAUGUGUAUAAGUGCAACAUAUGAUCUAUAUUAAAUGCCUAAAGAUCUAUGUGUGUGUGUAUAUAUCUAUAUCUAAUAAAAAUGCUAUUGUAGGACAUACUCCACUCAUAUAUAAUGGGAAGAAUGAGCUUAAAACACUCAGUAUGGUGCAGUAGCUGUGGACAGGACACAUGACUUUAUUCACACAGCAGGAUAGUGAAUUUUAGUGUAGGAGCAGAGAGGACUAAAUUGUUCUCAUAUACCUGGUAAAUAGGGAUAUUUAAUUAAAAUGACAAGUCAAAAUAAACAGUGCUCAGUGGUUUAAAAAGCCCUGGGGGAAAAAAAUCCUCUGCAUUGCUGGGAUCUCAUUUGAGUUUUUUCUUUAAUGCCCUUUUAGGUUCAUAUAGCAUGAAGUUCACCAAAUUGUGACUUCACUUGUGCUUCUGAUUUUGAGCGGUGAUUAGGACUUGAAAUUAAUUUUAAAACUCUGUUGCAGUUAUUUUAUUUAAAGAGAAUCAGCAAGGAAAGGUGUAUACAAUGAUGUGUUGCUGACACUUCUGGGAAACUGAUAGUGAAGUGAAACUGAAGCAGCAGUUCAAAAGAGAUAAUUUUUAGAUUGGGAGAGAAAGAGUGAUCUACAAAUACAUGGAGACCCCUUUCUGUCUGCCCUCUAUCAUGCCUUUAGCCUCACCUCCUUUAAGUCCUGUCCUAAAACAUACUUAUUCCCAAAAGCCUGUAACUAUUGCCUUCCCCGCAUAGGUAACUGAAAACUUGAAAAGAAGGUAAAACAAAUUGUGGAACUAAGAUGACCUAUGCAAGACUAUGCCAUACAAGUGCACUGUUUCUGUCACAUCCUGUCCCUUGUGCUUACCUGUUUAAGGCACAAUCUUGCAGACACUUGCAGUAGCUCUCCCUGUGGUUCUACCUACAUAGGCAAAAAAGUGUGUCUUUCAAUAGUCAUCUUAACAUGACUAAAAACCUCCUUUAACACUCAUAUAGACAUAGUUUGCUAUGUUUUAGAUCAUUAGAGCUGUCAAGUUGUAGCCUAAACUCAGCUGGGAUUUAAAAAGCACCUUUGUCUAUGUAGAUAAGGCAUUCCAUAAAUAGUUCCACUGAUCUCCUACCUUCCCCUCCCUUUUCCCCUAUAGACAUCUUGCAGGACCUAGGCCCUUAGACUGUAAACUCCACAAACCCAACUUUGUCUUCUACCCUGUUUGUAGAGUGCCUAGCUCUUUGAUAGUGAUAACUGUCAUGAAGGUGACAGUUAAAGUGUAGGGUUCUUGUUUAGGGGCAGACAAGGCUAGUUAACUCUGACUGGUUUUUUUUAAAUUACAUGAGACAGAUUCCUUUAGUCAAAUUUAAAGCUUAGAUUACCAGUUCAUACACUGAACUGAAUCUACAGCAUCUGUUCUAGAAUUCUAGUUAGUACUAAAAUAUACCCAUACUCUGUCUCAUUCCUGCUUGUAACUGUGGUCUUCCACAGUUACAUGAUUCUGCGUGAUAAAGGACUUGGUCACUUUGCAGUUCCAAGUUCUGCAUUUUUUUAUGCAUUGCACAGAGUUAUUCAUCCUUUUCACAGAGUAUUGUCUUUUUUCCCCCUCCAUAAAUGUUCAAGUUAGUGAGCAGGAAAAUGAUGUCAUGGCUGGCAAAAGGGAUAACUUUUACUUUAUAUGUACCGAAAAUGUGCAUUUUUACUGGAUAUUGCCCCUAAACCUCCAGUUUAUUCUUAGUAUUCUCUUUAGAGUUCUUAAUAAAAUGUGUAGUGAAGUGCAACUAGAGGAACAUCUGAUAUAUGCAAAAUAAUAAUGGAAAGAGGGAGAAAGGUCCCUGGAUAAUUGCUGGUUUAUAUUUUAGAGUUACAGGGCAAGGUCACCAUGUAAGAAAGAAAUGUGUGUAAACGGAGUGGACAUUGCAGUUGAAUGUGUAGAGGUACAUCAUUUUAAAAACUACUGAUUACUAAAACCCUAGCAAGUUUUAAUAUUCUUGAAUGUACUCUACAAAUAAUUUAACUUGCAUGUAGGGUAUGAUUGUAUAACUUGAUUAUUGAGACAAGAAUCCAACAGAAGUUGGUCCAAUAAAAGACACUACUUCACCCAUCUUGUCUCUCCUAAUACCCUGGGACCAACAAGGCUACAGCUUCACUACAAAUAACCUGAUUAUUGUAAAACACUAGAAUUACAUAUUUAUUGGAGGGGGUGGGAAGCACCUUUUGAAGAUUUUUAAACCACCAAUUCACAUCCAGCCAUCUUCCUCAUUGUU
This is a messenger RNA of Chelonia mydas (Green sea turtle), 7052 nucleotides long. RefSeq names its product holocarboxylase synthetase (gene HLCS). The coding region runs from base 33 to 2198 and encodes 721 amino acids. The record is from RefSeq and is a predicted model, not a curated record. Gene Ontology annotation, cellular component: cytoplasm. NCBI's taxonomy places the organism in Eukaryota, Metazoa, Chordata, Testudines, Cheloniidae. Gene Ontology annotation, biological process: protein modification process. Gene Ontology annotation, molecular function: biotin--[biotin carboxyl-carrier protein] ligase activity. The transcript has 7 exons.